This is a messenger RNA of Beta vulgaris subsp. vulgaris (sugar beet), 772 nucleotides long. RefSeq lists its product as uncharacterized. The record is from RefSeq and is a predicted model, not a curated record. Gene Ontology annotation, biological process: proteolysis. NCBI's taxonomy places the organism in Eukaryota, Viridiplantae, Streptophyta, Magnoliopsida, Caryophyllales, Amaranthaceae. Gene Ontology annotation, molecular function: cysteine-type peptidase activity. The coding region runs from base 39 to 647 and encodes 202 amino acids. The transcript is spliced from 5 exons.
AAUAAUCAAAGUUAUGUUUUUUUUUAACAUUUAAUUAUAUGGUAGUUGUAUUUUUCACAUAUAGUUUACUUUUGCCAAUUUUUAGGGCUACGCAGUCGGACUUGGCUGGAUUUGGGGAUUCUAUUGGACGUGUUUGUUGGAUGUGUCCGCAAAGCACCGUUAUGGAGUCGCAUUCAUCAUCGGAGGAGGUAACAAAGUACAUUCUGCAUGCUAUGGUUGGAUGCGUCGAUGUAAAUGCUAGUAUCAUGUUCGCGCCAAUCUUUCAAGACCAACAUUGGAUGCUACUUGUCAUAUGUCCCUUGCCUGGGAUAGUUUAUAUCUUCGAUUCUGCCAGCUAUCACAAACAGCGGAAGUUAAAGCUUAAAUUGCCUAUGAUAGCUGCUUUUAGGAGGUUUCGGAUGAGCGGCCACAAAGUUCGUCGAGAGAAGCUUUUGUGGAAAUAUGUUGAGUGCCCGCAACAACAAGGAGGCACGGAGUGCGGUUAUUUUGUGAUGCGGUACAUUUUUGACGUACUCGCUUCAUAUUUUGGUUCGUUGGAUAUGGACAAAGUUGCUCAAACCUUUACCAAAGAUCCUUAUACGGAGGAUCAAAUCAAUGAGGUGAAGAAUAAGUGGGCAAGAUACUUUGUUGAUGAGUGCAUUGCAUAGGUUAGUUAGUUUAUGUUAAUAUUCUUUUUUUUGUUCUAACUUUAGACGAACAUAUACAUUAUUGCAACUUGUACAACCAACUUUGUAGUGAUGGAUUAUCAUGAUAUAUAAAUAUUUUUGUUGGA